GUGACGUGUUUCCGGCAAACUGUCAAACUCUGGGCUACAUGUCAGUCGACUGGACAGGCUCUGACCAAAAACUAGCGGACGUGCAGCUUACAAAUUCGGCAGAUCCAGGCAGUCCAGAGAAAUGUCUUUUAUAUUUGACUGGAUCUACAAGAGCUUCAGCAGUGUCUUGCAACUAUUAGGGUUGUACAAGAAGAGCGGCAAGCUAGUGUUCCUUGGACUUGACAAUGCUGGAAAAACAACACUUCUGCACAUGCUCAGGGACGACAGGCUGGGACAGCAUGUGCCAACACUGCAUCCAACAUCUGAGGAGCUGACCAUAGCCGGGAUGACCUUCACAACGUUUGACCUCGGCGGUCACACACAAGCACGAAGGAUCUGGAAGAACUACCUCCCAGCCAUAAACGGUAUCGUCUACAUGGUGGACUGUGCUGAUCAUGAGCGACUAACAGAGGCUAAAGUUGAACUGGAUGCCCUGUUGUCAGAUGAAACCAUCUCAAACGUCCCGGUUUUAAUCCUGGGGAAUAAGAUCGACCGUCCAGAAGCCAUCAGCGAGGAUGCUCUCAGAGGAAUGUUUGGUCUUCAUGGACAAACAACUGGAAAGGGCAAAGUGUCACUGAAGGAGGUGAAUUUGAGGCCAAUGGAAGUUUUCAUGUGUAGUGUGCUUAAGAGACAAGGAUAUGGAGACGGAUUUCGCUGGCUCUCCCAGUAUAUUGACUGAUGCGUGUUCUUUAAAUAACCUUGUUUACCAUGCUACCUGCGCACACAGACAUGUUCAACACAACACUACCUGCUGUAGACAAAUAUUUUGAUAAAUAUAUUUUAUUUAGGACUUUGUUUGUGCCUGUAGGAAAUGUGUUUCAAGUAGUGUUUUGUGUCAAUAUACCCUGUAUUCUUUAUGAGUUCAAAGAAAUCUGUAUGUCAUAUCAAUCAUACCACAGAUAGUCAAAGAUUAAGUAAGGAUUUAUCAAUCUGUGUUGUUCAGAUUUAGUGUGGAGAGUAUUCUUCAUGGUGUGGUACUCCUACUUGAAGCCUGUGGAGAAUUCUGUCUGCCAUAUAGAACAUGUCAUCGCUUUGAACCAGUUUCUGACCCUGGUUUAUUUUUAGCGGCUAGUGUAGACUUACAGUGAAGGUCAAUUUGGUCAACAUUUUGUACUGGGAGAUACUCUUCCUUGGUUAACAAUUAUUAUUAUAAUUAUAUCUUUAUAUUUAGCUGACUUUUUUUCAAAAUUGAUUGGAAUCUAGAAGUACUCUAAUAGGUGUUGUCCAAGAAUGGAAUUUGUUUUCUGGAAAGUGCUGCAGAGAUUUGAUGCCAUAGUUCUGAUUAAGAGCAAUGUUAAUAAUGAAGCUUGCUACCUCCAAGGAUACCGACAGUUUUACUAAUAGCAUGUUUUUCAAUCAUUACAGGAUUUACCACUACAUGCCAAUUAUUCGAAUGUGACCACAAGUGCAUUAACUGACAUUUUGCUGUGAGGAACUUUAUCUUCAAUGGUUCAGAAUUGUUUUAAAUAUUUGCAGUAUGUAUUAACUGCAUCAGCACAGCCAGGUGAAACUCAUACUUGGAUGACAAACUACCUGUCUUAUGAAGAGUUAGGUGCUUUGUAACAACUUGAGUACUUUGUGACUAGUAGCUGUUCACAACAUGCAGUAAUACUAUGAGAGUACUUGGGCUGUGAUUGAAAAUAGAGCAUGCAAACAAUAUGCAUGAAAAGACUUAAUGCAAUAUUAUACAUUAUUUUGUAUAUAAGCUCUUAUUUAUAUUUUUCAAUACAAAAAUUGGCUUGCCUGAAGCAAUGUAUCUGUUACAAAAGGUCUUAUUGUUAUUCAUCUUGUGAAGUUUGAGCAUAAUAAAUAUUUCCAACAAUCCUUUAAA
This is a messenger RNA of Eleginops maclovinus (Patagonian blennie), 1870 nucleotides long. RefSeq names its product secretion associated, Ras related GTPase 1Ab (gene sar1ab). The record is from RefSeq and is a predicted model, not a curated record. Gene Ontology annotation, molecular function: GTP binding; GTPase activity. The coding region runs from base 122 to 718 and encodes 198 amino acids. NCBI's taxonomy places the organism in Eukaryota, Metazoa, Chordata, Actinopteri, Perciformes, Eleginopidae. Gene Ontology annotation, biological process: endoplasmic reticulum to Golgi vesicle-mediated transport; intracellular protein transport; vesicle organization. Gene Ontology annotation, cellular component: COPII vesicle coat; endoplasmic reticulum exit site. The transcript is spliced from 7 exons.